This is a messenger RNA of Myxocyprinus asiaticus (Chinese sucker), 6569 nucleotides long. Its product is annotated as high affinity cAMP-specific and IBMX-insensitive 3',5'-cyclic phosphodiesterase 8B-like. Gene Ontology annotation, molecular function: 3',5'-cyclic-AMP phosphodiesterase activity. Bases 542 to 3166 code for a protein of 874 amino acids. Lineage: Eukaryota; Metazoa; Chordata; Actinopteri; Cypriniformes; Catostomidae. Gene Ontology annotation, biological process: signal transduction; regulation of DNA-templated transcription. The transcript has 22 exons. The record is from RefSeq and is a predicted model, not a curated record.
UCGUGCAUGUGAGUUUGAGUGAGACAUAUUCGCUCUGUCUGUCCAAUGCGUUGCGUUACUCAUCCGUUAUUUAAGAGCUCUGAUGUCGUGAUGAGCAUACCAAUGAUCAGUUCUGCGAGAAAAUGGAUCAUGUUGAGAAGCUCAAACCUUUAGGACCUUACGCAGAGGUGAGAUCAGGGUGACAUUCGUGGUUAUUUUCCAAAAUGUGACAUGGCACCGGCGCACCGCGCUCACUGUUGGACAGCCGAGGUGUCAUCGAUCUGAUUUGAUCACUGAUAAAUAAAGCGGCGAGAGAGGAAACAUCAUGCAUUGCGCGUGAAUUAACGGGAGCGUGAAGAUGGAAGAUCUCCUCUCAGUUUCUCCUUGACGCGAACCUACGGAACGGGAGGCGGGCGGUGGGGUGAGCUGAGCGGGGAACCCACCGGCCAAUGUACCGCGGGAACGGUGGCGUGACAGCGGCCCGGGAGCCGGGAAGUCAGAGGGACAGUACGCGUCGGCGGCGUUGACAUUCGUUCCUCCGGGUUUUACGCAGCGGGGAACGAUGGGCUGCGCUCCCAGCAUCCACGUCUCGCAGAGCGGGGUGAUCUACUGCCGCGACUCAGACGAGUCCAACUCGCCGCACCAGACCACCACCAUCUCGCAGGGCACGGCGACCACCCUGCACGGCCUCUUCAUCAAGACCGACGCGGCGGACACCAUCCCCUCCGUCAUCGCGUACCAGAGCAGGCACACACGGACAAACUCCCAGCGGGAGCGGAAAGAAAACAGCGGUGGCCACAUCUGCAUAGAGGCCGAGACUCAGACCAGCAAAACCAGUGUCAAGGUGUCUGCUACAGAAGAGCGUUUGGGGCCGAUGCGUCUGAGUCAGGAGCCCAUACAGGUGUUACUGGUGUUCGCUAAAGAGGACAGUCAGAGCGAUGCGUUCUGGUGGGCGUGUGAGCGGGCGGGAUUCAGGUGUAACAUCGCACGAACAGCUGAGUCUGCCGUGGAGUGUUUCCUGGAUAAACACCACGAGAUCAUCAUCAUUGACGGGCGGCACUCGCACUACUUUGAGGCCGAAGCUGUCUGCCGGAUGAUUCGAGUGACCAAGCCUUCUGAGCACACAGUCGUUUUAGCAGUGGUGCCACAAAUUCCCACUGAUCAGGAAGAGCCAUCUGUUCUCCCUCUUCUCUCUGCUGGCUUCUCCAGAAGGUAUGUGGAGAACAGCAGUGUAUCAGCGUGCUAUAAUGAGUUAAUCCAGUUAGAGCAUGGCGAGGUGCGCGCUCAGUUCAAACUAAGGGCUUGUAACUCAGUGUUUACUGCGUUAGAACAGUGUCAGGAAGCUGUAGAGAUCAGCAGUGAAGAUCGUGUCAUACAAUAUGUAAAUCCAGCAUUUGAAAAGAUGAUGGGCUACCACAAAGGAGAGCUGAUUGGUAAAGAGUUGACCGAACUGCCCAAGAGUGACAAAAACAGCGCCGACCUGCUGGACACCAUCAACACCUGCAUCAAGAAAGGAAAGGAAUGGCAGGGGGUCUGUUUCUCACGGAAGAAGUCUGGUGACAGUAUUCAGCAAUAUGUGAGAAUCACUCCUGUGAUUGGCCAAGGAGGGAAAAUCCGCCAUUUUGUGUCCAUCAAGAGGGCUUAUAGUGACAACCAUAGACAGGUUCACAAACUCAGCCGAGAAGAGAAGCUCUGUGGUGAACUCUUACAAUCAGAAUGUAAUUCCAUGCAUCACAAAGACCGGAGGAAAGAAUCUGUGGACGUCAGAUCAAUCAGCUCACACAGCAGUGAUGCUCCCAGUCUACAGAAUCGCAGAUAUUCCUCUAUGGCCCGUAUUCACUCCAUGACUAUUGAAGCUCCAAUCACAAAGGUGAUAAAUAUCAUAAACGCAGCACAGGAGAGCAGUCCCGUGACAGUGGCGGAAGCUCUAGACCGUGUUUUGGAGAUCUUGCGGACCACAGAACUCUACUCACCCCAGCUGGCCUCAAAAGAGGACGACCCCCACACCAAUGACCUGGUGGGGGGACUCAUGAGUGAUGGACUCAGAAGGUUGUCAGGGAAUGAGUAUGUCUUCUCCAAAAGUGCAUUAAACAAUAUGAGUCAAAGUCAGCUGGCAGCGCCUGUCCCGUUAAACGACGUCCCGCCCUCCAUCGCAGAGCUGCUGAACAAGGAAGAGCGCUGGGAAUUCAACAUCCUGGAGCUGGAAGCAGCUACACACAAGAGGCCGCUCUCAUAUCUGGGUCUGAAGAUCUUCACUGCUUUCGGUGUGUGUGAGUUUCUGAACUGCACAGAAGCCACAUUGCGCUCUUGGCUGCAAGUGAUCGAAGCAAAUUAUCAUGCCUCCAACUCCUACCACAAUUCAACACAUGCCGCCGAUGUUCUGCAUGCCACUGCAUACUUCCUGCGCAAGGACAGAGUCAAGGGCAGUCUAGAUCAGUUGGAUGAAGUUGCAGCGUUAUUAGCGGCGACGGUCCAUGACGUUGAUCACCCAGGUCGAACCAACUCAUUCCUGUGCAAUGCAGGAAGUGAACUGGCCAUUCUGUACAACGACACGGCCGUCCUGGAAAGUCAUCAUGCCGCUCUCGCAUUCCAGCUUACCGUACAAAACAACAAGUGUAACAUCUUCAAAAACAUGGAGAGGAAUCAGUUUCGAAGCCUACGGCAAGCCAUAAUAGACAUGGUGUUGGCCACAGAAAUGACGCGACACUUUGAGCAUGUCAACAAGUUUGUAAACAGCAUCAACAAACCCAUGAGUGCUAUUGAAGAGACAAGCUCCAAUAGUGAAGGCAGUGAUUGUGAGGGUCAGGCCAGUAUUCGCAACUCUCCUGAAAAUCGGCUGUUAAUUAAACGGAUGCUGAUUAAAUGUGCUGAUGUGGCCAAUCCCUGCAGACCUCUAGAGCUCUGUAUCGAAUGGGCAGGACGCAUUUCAGAAGAGUACUUCGCUCAGACUGAUGAGGAGAAAAGACAAGGUUUACCAGUUGUCAUGCCUGUGUUCGAUCGGAAUACCUGCAGCAUUCCCAAAUCCCAGAUCUCCUUUAUUGACUAUUUCAUCACAGACAUGUUUGACGCCUGGGAUGCCUUUGCCAGUUUGUCAGGCUUGAUGGAGCACUUGGCGGAAAACUACAAAUACUGGAAGAACUUGGAUGAGUUGAAGUGUAAAAGCCUGCGACCUCCGCCUCCUCCGUGACCCUGAUGAACCCUACCCUCCUGGGGUCAAAGGUCAGAAGUCAUGCCAUGAAUGUAGCAUCUCUACCUGACCUCAAUAGAUUCCGUUUACUGAACGCAGAUCAGCAGCCCGUUUUCCCGACGACGCUCCACCCCUAGCGACAAUCGCCCCGGUUACAAGGGUAAAACACAAAUGAACGACAAACAAAUGCACUUUAACCAAUCCUCCUCCAGCAUCUUUUCACUCUCUUUUCUCUUUUUAAAUCCUUCUGUGUCUUUUUGGCUGUUUUUAAACAUUUCUGGACAACGAUUUUUGUAAUUGCAUACUUGUCUGGAAGAAGAUCACGAUUUUAGUCCAGUAGAGGACAGUAUAUAUAAUCUAUAUUCUCAAAUAUGGGGUAUACAGUGGGACUGAAGACAUUUAUGCUCAUAGAGGUCUGAAACUGAAGACAAACCCAUGAAGACACAUAUAUACAUUAUAAACAGACAUGAACUCCUCGAUCACAGAUCUGAAUGCCAAAAGGGCUUUAUUUAGAGUCUGAAGAAGUUGUAAGGAGAACAGUACCACAGAGGCUACAGGUGUUUUCCACGAUGCCUAAGUGCAGGAAGGCUAAACCCAAGUGAAUUACCCUGUAUUGGGAUGUACAAAGGACCUAGUACUGAACCUUGAGGCACACCACAAUUUUCCUUCAGUACCAGCCCACCUGCUUCUUUCUGGUUUGAUAAAACUGGACAAGAAUGGAAUAAGUUGACUGAAUUUUGUCAACAGAAACAAAUGUCAAGUUGCCAAAAUGGCAGAACUGAAGACAUUCUAGCACUGAGCAUGAUUCAGUGUUUAAGAAUGUAAAACUGUGACGGAUCAGCUCACCGAGAGCCAUCAUUAUUCCAGCACUUUCUGUAUCAGAACAAUUCAAGCCUUUCUCAGACUCCAAGGACUGGUGUGUAUUAAUCAAUAAUUUUGAUAUAAAUAGCCAAUAAUAACAAAGAAUAUAUUUCGCAAAACACUGUAUAUCCAGACACAUACUGUACCAAAAUGAAGCUUGAUGAUGAUGAUGUGUGUGUGUGUGUGUGUGUGUGUGUGUGUGUGUGUGUGUGUACUCAAAUGUUAUGAUUGUGAUGAAUGUAUCGACAGAUGAGAACAUUUCACUCACAACAUUACAGUUAACAUUCCUACUGUACUUCACCGUCCGUAUGGACACAACAUUCCCUAAUCUUCAGUGUUAUACUGUGUGUAAACCUUCAUUUCAGAACCUAAACUACAGCACAGCCUCAUAACAAGACCACCCAUACGCUGACAUUUGCUCAUGUCGAUGGGUGGCUCGCACAUGUUUUAAGUGUUAAACCAUUUUUAAGUAUUUACCAAGGAGCUUGGAUGUAUACUGUGCCGGAAUCUCUGGUCUACUUUUACCUAGGCAAACAGCCAUAGUUUGUCUGUACUGUCUUGAUUCGAAUGAAUCCAUCGUGAAAGGUGCGUUUAUAAUCAAGUUUUUAACAAAUGUUUAGCUGAAGCUAUUUCAACUUUGUGACAGGGACUGAAAAAGAGGGAUUUUCUCUAUUUGAACAGAACGUGGCUUUGUUUAUGUUUGUUCAAAAACACCAAAUUUUUGACCAAAUAAGAAAAAAAAAAAUGUAACACGUAAUAUUUCAUGUUCUAAGUGAAAUGGGCAGAUGGAUGCAUACUGGAGCUAAACAGUGUUGGCUCACAGACAGGCUUAGUUGGAAUUUAUUAAAUGUUUAUUUUUGGUAGAAGUUUGGCCCUCUAGUCUUUAUGUGUUGCGUGGACUUGUCGUAAAGAGCACUUGAGCAGGAUCAUGAGAACGUCACCUUUACAUCACAAUGACUGUUCUAGAACACACAAGCACAACAUCACAACAACAGAGAGUUCUAGAAUGUUCUGAAACAACUAAAGAGUUCUAAAGAGUUCUGGGACUGCAUCACAAAGUUAGGUUAUUGUACGAUGGUCUUGUAGAUUGCAGCAUUUUUUUGCUUUUAUAAUGAUAUUGUAAAAUGCUCUGGACAGCAGAGUUUUGAUGGUGCAUUUGGAGCAGCGUGCAGGGUUUUGAUUUUUCUUCUUUCCUGUCCUCUCAUCCUUCCUGAUUUUAUCUGUUUCCCUCCUUUUUUCUUUUUUGUUUAAUGUGAUCAUUAUAGUUGAGGUGUGGUUUCAGUAACACUUUCUAUGAAGCUUGUAUAAAAAACGGAUUAAAAAAAAUAAUUCUUGAUGCAUUAUAAAGUAGGGAUGGUUAUCAGUAAUGACGAAAAUAAUUAUCGGCUAUCUGUGUUUUAUGAAACUUCUAUAUCAAGGUCUUCCUAUUAUACAUUUAUUUAUAAUGGCUUGUCUUUGUAUCCCACUACGACUUUACAAAGUGCAUUUCAACAGUGGUUUAACCUCGUGCAACCUCGCGAACACAUGCGUGGAUGUUGUAUUUUGGCUUCGCUAUACACAACGCAUAAUUUAAUUUAAUUUAAACUGACUGAUCUCAGUUCAGGAGACUCUGUGCUGUCAGUAAAGGGUGAAACUUUCGACGUACAGACUUAUGUGACAAAACAACAUGGCGCUGAUCACAGCGGAGUUUGUCUUUUGGAGAAACGCCAACAAAACUACAUCUAGUAAGAACCCUAAUUACGUUUUUACAUUGAAAGAUGUUUGAGUCAAAAGAUUAGUCUCUAGUUUCAUAUGAUAUGCCAUUUUUAAAAUUUGAGUGAUUUAUCACGAAACGCUAAGCUUCUAAACAAAAUGUGCCAUAAUGUGUACAACAGCACAAGAUUUUCAUCAGAAAUCCUAUAUUUACUCUGCAUUUUCACAUUGAUGGAAAACAUUUCCUUUCAGAGGAUUUAUAUGGAGUUAGGAUGAAAAUAAGGUGCAUUUUGAACUGUACUGAGACCAGUGCAGGCAGACAGCACACUGGAGGUUUAGUCAUUUACUAAAUAGGGAGCAAGGGAGCAUCCUACAUCUUUCCUAUGAAGCCAAAUGCAUUCAAUUCAAACUUUCUAUCAAAAGUUUAGUUUCAGGCUGAAGAUGAUGUUUGAACCACUCAACAUGGUUGGCAGACAUGGCACAAUGGUAAUCACUACUUAGAUUCAGAAUGAAUUAUGCUAAUUUCUGAUUGGUAAAAUGCUUCAGCAUUGGCUAUCACCUGUUUGUUUGACGUGCAAAGAGAGAACACUGAGAUUUUGUUGCCAAAGUAGGAAAAAAAAAAUUGAAAUAUAAAUGUCAAAUCAAGUCGAAUAAUUUUUAUUUGUAUAGUUUUUAUUUGUGCUUUUCCCAGAACACAUUGUUCCAAAGCAGCUUUACAGAAAUCAGCUGUAAUGUCAGUAACGUCUCAAAAAUAUGAAUAACUAACAUUCCUGGAAACAUUUGUGCAUUUGAUUAAAAAAGACUUUCUAUAGCUUGGUAUUAUUUAAAAUUGCACAACUUAGUCCCACUG